AGAAAGAGCACAGCUUCUUUCCCACGUCUUAAAAAUUUCUACACAAAGAGUAAACAGUACUGCCCAGCAGGGAAGGAAUUAAAAACUCAAAAACAAAACAACACAAGUGCUAAGCACUUUGCCAAUUAAUGUAGACAUAUUUUCUUGAGAAAUCACGAGUGCUUUGUCUACUAAGAAGAAACUUGGUAAAACAGCAGUAUGCUGCUUAAUUUAUUACUGAAACCAAUUUCCAUCUGCAGCUUUUGACUGCUACAGCAUUUCCAGGGCAUCUAAUCAGAGUGAAGGAGUGACGGGGUCUGCCACAAGAUUAUGGUAAGAUAAUGUUUUACAUCAAAGUAGGGGGUUAUCAUGUAAGAAGGCAGAAGGAUAACUAUCAGAACUGCAUGGAAUCAAAUGUCUUGAAUAACCAAAGUGACAACCACUGUUCCAGGUCCUGACUCAGAAAGUUUAAGGGAAUCCUUGAAAAUGAUCAUGCAAGAAUCUAUACAAAUUACUGUGGAUGCAGACCAGCCAAAAACAGAGUACUGUAAUCCUGUCUUUGAGCCUGAAACUGAUAUUGAAACUCUGAAUGAAAAGGUAGACAGCAAUCAACAAUGCGGUGAGGAAAGCCUGCAAAUCCACAUUGGGACAGAAGCAAACAGAUUAUGGUACAUGCUGUGUGGCCCACGGAAUUUGCACUCGCUCCCUGUUCAGCUCCUUGUCAUCUGCAUGUUGGUGGUUUUUAUUCUGGUGACAGGAGUAACGCUGCUGGUAAUUUUAAUCCAGCUCCAUUCAAAAGCAACACUAGUACCAGGAGAUCCUGCUAUCUUUGGAAACAAUCAUAGUAUUGUUAGUGGUACGAAGGAUCCGAGUCCUGGAAUGGAUCAUGGAUAUGAAUAUGCCAGCACAAGUGCCCCUGUGGAGCCAGCAGAGGAUAUUACUUCUGACCCCUUUUGUGGAGGGACUCUACAGGGUCCCACUGGGUACUUGGCAUCCCCAAACUAUCCUGUGCAGUACCCACCAAACCUUUUAUGUAUCUGGGACAUUGAAGUGCAGCCAGACCUUGUCAUCCAGUUCAAAUUCGAUCAGCUGAGUGUGGAAGGAUGGCAUUCAUGUCACUUUGACUGGGUGGAACUGCAGGAGUACAUGGACCAAGAGAAAAAAUCCACAGUGCUGGGCAGGUUUUGUGGAAACAAAGCUCCUGCUACUGUGAACACCAACAGUAACAGAUUAAGGGUCACCUUCAUCUCAGAUUCUAGUAUAGGAGCCAGCGGUUUCAUGGCCCAGUAUCGUGCCAUUGCUCCUGAGCAAAAAAACUGCUCCGCUGAUGAGUUUCUUUGUGAUAUGGGACGCUGCCUUUUCGCAAGCACCAUCUGUAAUGCUGUAUAUGACUGCGUUGACCAGAAAGAUGAGUACAACUGCAGUGAAGAACACAAAGACUGUGUAGAACAUCUGAAUAGCACAGAAGGACUACUUAUCACCCCAAAUUAUUCACACCAACAGGUGUGUUCAUGGUAUAUCUCUGUGCCGAAAGAUCAUGUCAUUGAGCUCACAGUUCAUGUGUUUGGCUUGGAAUCUCAGAGGGACUGUUUCAGUUUUGUGGAAGUGCAUGACAGUGCUGGGACCAGUGAUAGUAGCCUUAUGGGCAGGUACUGUGGUUCAAACUAUCCUCCACUACUGACAUCUUCACGCCACCUGAUGACUGUGCUUUUGGUGGCAAAAAAUGGUUUGCAGAAUUUUGGAUUCCUGGCCAGCUAUCGUGCUAUUACUUCUACAGAAAAGACCUGCAGUCCCUCAGAAUUCCCAUGCUCCAGUGGUGAGUGCCUGUCCUUGCUGUGGGUUUGUGAUGGCUGGAAUGACUGCUCAGACGGAAGCGAUGAAAGUAAGUGCGAGAACAUGACUUCUCCAGUUUAUGAAACUUCCUGUGAACCCAUCACUGUGACAAUGUGUCAGCAGCUCAGCUAUAACAUGACUUCAUUCCCCAACAUCGAGCUGGGAAUUCCUGACCAGCAUAGUGCCAUAGACAUCCUCAUGAACUACAAGAUCCUGAUGGAGCUGUCAUGCUAUGAGUACUUCCGACUGCUAGUAUGUGGCCUCUUUGUACCUAAGUGUACUCCUGAUGGUGGAGUACUGCAGCCAUGCCGGUCUGUCUGUCUGCACGCAGAGCAACAGUGCCGUCAAGCCCUCAGUCUCCUCAGUGUCAUGUGGCCUUUGAACUGCAAUGCUCUACCAGAUACCAGUGACCCAAAUGAAUGUGUGAUUCCUUAAUGCUCUGUUAGCAACUACCAUAUGAAAACUUCCUUGGACGAUAACUGAAAUGCUGUCUGGAACUCUUGCACCAUAAAAGGUGGCAGCUGGCUGUACAGUAAGAGUAGUAUUAAACACUCUUGUCGAUUUUGUUGCAUCUGAAGUUGAAAUUAUGACAUAUGUUACUGAGCUACAUUAGUGCUAUAUAGCAGGUUAAUGGUUCAUAUUCAGUAGAUACCACUGUUUAGAAGUGUUCUGCCCUGCUAAAGAACUUCAACACCAGCACUGAACCUUUGCAUUCAGUCCGUUUCUGCUAUUUUUCCUUAUGUUUGCCCUCUCUGGCAUCAGUUUGUAAUAGACCCUCUCUUUUUUUUUAAUCCUGAAUUUUCUUUCAGUUUCACCCUUUUAUUCAGUGAGUUUGUGCAUCAGGUUAUCAAAAAGUAUCUUGAAGUGCAAGCCAAUCGUAGAUUUAAAAUAAUUCUCACAGUAUCUUUAACAUUCCUAUAAUUUAUUUUGAGAUUCCAAGUUAAAAUGAUGUUUUAGACUCUGCUUUAGUUUUAUGGACUACUGCAAAGGAGAAAAAGCUUAUCCAUAACCAAAGUGCAGCAAAUCAUUUUAAACAAUGAUAUGGGUCACUGAUUAAGUUGCUUGAUUAAAAGUGUUAGUAAAAUGUAUCUUUUUCUGAAUAAGUCUGCAGCUGUAAUUUGUAGUACUGUUUACUGAAUUUAACCCGCUUUUCAAACUCCCUGUAUUUCACAAGGAACAGAACAAAGUUGAGCCCAAACCAGGGACAGCUGUCAUACAUUCUUGUCCAUAUAUUCUUCCUGUAUAUCAUUUCUGCUGUACAGCUCAGCGCUGGUUUUUCACUUGUAGCUUUGUAGGUCCACAGCAAUCAAGUUCGUAGUAGUGCAACAAAUACUGGGGGUGAUUUAAAAUUUGAAAUUAACAUGCAUGACCAGGAGACCAUAUAUGGUGGGAAUUUAAAAUAUGCUGUUGUGACAAAGCCAGAUGGGAGUUUUAAGGUUUUAAGUUGACAUGUUAUUAUCCUUACUAAGCAGACUGAGACAAGACGAGCCUCAUGAUCAGCAAAGACAAAAAAAAGGUUUAAGGUCAAAGCACAACUUAAAUAUGUUUUUGUUGUUUUUUUAACCCAGUGUAUUAAUGGAGGUAUUUGAACUCAUAAGAAAUAUGCAACGGCCUUUUGUGGUUCUUCAUAUCAUCUGAGAGGGCAGGAUAAGGGGCUCAAACAAAACACAUGCUCCAUGCUUUUAAAAUGACCUGGGUAAUAUUUGUGGAGACAUUGCAAUUUCAAAUCACAGAAUGCUCAUAAAAUAAAUUGGUGAAUGCAUCAUUUUCUUAUGCUGAAUGCUUGUGAUGUGGGAAGUGAAGUGUACAUGUUAGUUAAUGCUCCACUACAAAAGAUUGUUAACAAGAUGGUUAAUUUUUAAUGUCAACAGUAAAACGUGUCAAAAAUGAAUCUGCUGUUGCACCUGUUUAGCUAUACAGCUCACUUUUGUGAUCCAAACAUUAGAUUAUAAAAUUCUAUGAAUAAAAUUUCUGAGCUUCAGAAAAAUUCUCCGUUUGUUUUAUAAACAUCGUAGAAUACAUUUCUAUAAAUUCAGUGACAUAAAUGGAGUUAGCCACAGUAAUGUGAAUUUAUUUUCAUUUCUUCUUCUGAAUACUUUUAUCAUGAUUUGUGCACUAACAUGAUAGCAACAAGUAUUGCCACUGGUGGAACACUCACAGGACCAAUGAAUUCCAGCAAACACUUUAAAUGCUGAGAGGCAUUCUGAGUGCGAUAGUUUAACACAUGAUUGCCAUGACAUAAACGGGACUGCUUUCAGUAGGCUGGGAAGAGGAAAGGAAGAUUUUAGGUGAAAGAUAAACCUCAGGCUAGGCUAGUAAGGGAGAGUGGUUAAGACUGUUGGAUAAAGUAGACCCAGGCCCAACUAAGGUGGUUACAGGAAUAUUCCUGCUGAAUGUGAGCUGCAUUUAAAAAAAUCUGUUUGCAUAAAUACAACUAAAAAUGAUUAUGAGAUUACAUCUGGCCUUCUUGAAGACUGGUGUGGUGCUUGAUAUGGUACUGCUUGUCUUAGCCUGAUAUUAAAUAUGCUGCUUUAACAUGUC
Messenger RNA from Protopterus annectens (West African lungfish), 4353 nucleotides. RefSeq names its product membrane frizzled-related protein (gene MFRP). Bases 466 to 2247 code for a protein of 593 amino acids. NCBI's taxonomy places the organism in Eukaryota, Metazoa, Chordata, Ceratodontiformes, Protopteridae. The transcript has 13 exons. Gene Ontology annotation, molecular function: protein binding. The record is from RefSeq and is a predicted model, not a curated record.